AUGGCUAUUGUUCUACGAGACUACCUUGAUGAGAUGUCUUCUCGCCAUCCAUCUUUACGGAGCUCUCUUCACAGAAUCCCCGCUAAAUCCAUUACUACAGACUCCAGAGACCCCGACGGCGAUUCCGAGAUGGCUUCGUCCAUUGACUCGGCUUCCGAUACUGCUGGCCACGGCACUCGAACUCCAACAAACCCACAAGCCUCUGCAGCUAUCGUGUCAGAACUCUCCCCUCCCGGCUCGCAACCACAACACAUCUCAGACAACACAAACCAGUCGCAACUGGAUGAUAUCGAGCCGGUUCCAACAGAGAUCGCCACUGAUGCAUCUGAACAGCCUGUCGGCUCGUGGAUAAGCAAGCGCGCUCAGGAGGAUUAUCAGCGAGCGAUGGAAAAUGUAAUCCACAAGGACUUUACACUCGGUAAGUCGGUAGCUGCGAGCUGGUAA
This is a messenger RNA of Penicillium malachiteum, 444 nucleotides long. RefSeq lists its product as uncharacterized. The record is from RefSeq and is a predicted model, not a curated record. The coding region runs from base 1 to 444 and encodes 147 amino acids. The transcript is spliced from 2 exons. Lineage: Eukaryota; Fungi; Ascomycota; Eurotiomycetes; Eurotiales; Aspergillaceae.